Messenger RNA from Macrobrachium nipponense, 4870 nucleotides. It is a transcript of the gene Rat1, whose product is annotated as 5'-3' exoribonuclease 2 homolog. The record is from RefSeq and is a predicted model, not a curated record. Gene Ontology annotation, cellular component: nucleus. Gene Ontology annotation, biological process: nucleobase-containing compound metabolic process. NCBI's taxonomy places the organism in Eukaryota, Metazoa, Arthropoda, Malacostraca, Decapoda, Palaemonidae. Gene Ontology annotation, molecular function: 5'-3' RNA exonuclease activity; nucleic acid binding.
GAAAUAACAACCGGCUGCCUUGCUACUGUUGUUUCCAAGAGUCGUAAUAGAGCGUGUGGUUUUAUGGAUUGAUAUAACAGGACUCCCGAGUCUUCUUGAAGAGUACGCAAUAUGGGUGUACCGGCAUUCUUUAGGUGGUUAUCCAGGAAAUAUCCUUCAGUAAUUAUCGACUGUGUGGAAGAUACGGUUAUAAGAUACCCCCUGAGAAACCAAAGGAAUCUCAUUUUGAUUCAAAUUGCAUUACUCCUGGCACACCAUUUAUGGAUCGCUUGUCCAAGUGUCUUCAUUACUAUGUUCAUGAAAGACUCAAUACAGAUCCCGCAUGGAGAAAUAUUAAGAUUGUGUUGUCAGAUGCUAAUGUUCCUGGGGAAGGUGAACAUAAGAUUAUGGAUUACAUUCGUCGCCAAAGGGCCCAGCCUGAUCAUGACCCUGAUACACAUCAUGUUUUAUGUGGUGCAGAUGCUGAUUUAAUUAUGCUGGGCCUUGCUACCCAUGAACUCAAUUUUACCAUUAUUCGGGAAGAAUUUAAGCCAAACAAGCCAAAGCCCUGUGAUAUUUGUGGGCAGUUAGGUCAUGAAAUGGUGGACUGCCUUGGUCUUGAUGGUGAUUCAGCUGGCGAUGAACCCGAAAAAGUUUAUGAAGAACAGAAAUACAUAUUUGUUCGGUUAAAUGUUUUGAGAGAAUACCUGGAGAGGGAACUUGCUAUGCCAAAUUUACCGUUCAAAUAUGAUUUUGAUAGAGCUAUUGAUGACUGGGUCUUCAUGUGUUUUUUUGUAGGAAAUGAUUUUCUACCCCAUCUCCCUUCUUUAGAAAUCAGGGAAAAUGCCAUUGACCGUCUUGUAAAUCUCUACAAGGAUUGUUGCUACAAAACAGGGGGUUGGUUAACAGAUAGUGGCUCAGCUAAUAUGCGACGUGUACAAAUGAUUUUACAAAAUCUUGGGAAAGUUGAAGAUCAGAUUUUCAAAACUCGUCAGAAGAAGGAAUUGGAGUUUAGAGCAAGAGAUAGAGCUCAGAAAAGACAACAAAAAAUGGAAAAAGAGGCUGCAUAUAGAUUUCUAAAUCAGACAGGCCAAGGUGCUCUUGGUGUUAUGAAGGCUGGAGAUACUGCUGUGGCGCAUGGUGCAAAAGGUUCUAUCAUGCAACAGCGCUUAGGAAAUAUGGGAGGGCGUGGCAUUAAACGAGGUCACAGUGAUGUUGAUGAUGAAGAGGAGGAGGAGGUAAAUCAUGAUGAAGUUAGACUUUAUGAAGAUGGUUUCAAGGAUAGGUAUUAUGAAAGUAAAUUUGAAGUUACUGCCGAGAACUUAGAGUUCAGAAGACGUGUUGCUGAUGAGUAUGCCCGUGGUCUCUGCUGGGUUUUAAAGUACUACUAUCAGGGUUGUGUUUCAUGGAAUUGGUAUUUUCCUUAUCAUUAUGCCCCAUUCGCUUCAGACUUUGUUAACUGUGCUAAUGCAAAUGUAAAUUUUGAUAAAGGAGAGCCUUUCAAUCCAUUAGAACAGCUUAUGGGUGUUUUCCCAGCUGCUAGUAGAUCACAUGUACCUGAACCUUGGGGAGAACUCAUGAUUAGAGCAGACUCCAAUAUUAUUGAUUUCUACCCUGAAGACUUCAAGAUUGAUCUCAAUGGCAAGAAAUUUGCAUGGCAGGGAGUUGCCCUGCUUCCAUUUGUGGAUGAAGUUAGAUUAAAGCGUGCCCUUGAGGAAGUUUACCCAUUACUUAGUGAUGAAGAGAUAAGGCGAAACAAGAGAGGUGAUGCUCGAAUGUACGUUAGUUGCAAACAUGCAGCAUAUACUCAGCUGUGUGACAUGUACCGCAUGGGAAUGAAUUUUGAUACAGAGGUUCCUAUCAGUGGUGAUGAAUAUCAAGGUGUACAAGGGAAAGUUUUGUUGGCUGGUGAUAUUGUUGAACCAAAUGGUGUAUUGCAAGCUCCAGUCCAGGGUUUACCCCCUGUCAGAGAUAACCAAGUUGUCACUGUCAGAUUUCGAGACCCAUCGUAUCCUGAGGGCUUUGUCUUCCCAGCAAGGAAGCUUGAAAAUGCAGAGCCCCCACCACGUGUACUGAAGGGAGAUAAUGUAGGCUCAGGUCCUCCUGGAAGUUAUCGUCCACAGAUCGGCUUCAGCAGAAAUUUGCCUCAAGCAUCCCUUGGCGGUGCUGGUCAUAGAGCUCUAGGCCACCUGCUGCCGAAUGCUCAGGAGGAAGGGUCGGACGAGACUCCACCAUUCUUCAGGAUUCAGCCUUCUAGGAAUCUAUUCGACGAUCAUCCUACUAAGAAUUCUGCAGGUGAUGAGGACCACACUGAUAUUGAAGGAACAGGUGAAGAGCUUGUCCCUGAAGAGGAGAGCAGUGACAACGUACCAUCCACUGAAGAGGCAUCAGCACAAAAUGAUUCAAGUGGAGAUCCACACAUUGAUAAUUUACCUCUUCAGAGAAAUACAAAAGGAGGAACAGGGCUUUUGCCAAAUCCAGUCAUUGGAAGUCUGAAUAAUAAAAGCCUUACACCUAACCGUACCAUUGUAACUCCUAACCUCCUGGCAGGGGGCCUUAAUAAUGAGAAACUACCACUUCUAAAAGGUGAAAGAGGAGGAAAAGGGCUGCUUGGUGCUGCACCCACCGGUAGUGGACUCCUUCCAACUCCCGAUAUAUCAUUUCCAAGUCCUUUUACAUCCUUUGGUCAAACAUCACAGGAAGGUGUGGUGAAUUCACUUGGGUUAAUUGGAGCACUUAUAGGAUCUGGACUGAGAGGCCAAGGGGAAAUGCAAAGUUCAAACCAAGGAAAUCAGGGAGAGUCAACAGGAUCUUCAAAUGUGGAAGAUUCCAGAAAUGAUUAUAUAUAUCCUGACUAUAACUCGCAACAAAAUUCCUUUCUCCCUCCAAUUAGAGGGGGUUCGCAACCUUAUAGAAAUGGAAGAGGGAGAAGUAGAAUGGGAUGCCAGUCAAGAAAUUUCCAGGAUAAUAGUGUCCAGCAGGAUGGUCUGUUAGGUGCAUGUCCGUUGGAUUAUGGUGGAUGGAAUGAACAGGGAAGUGGUUUUCACACGCAAGAUUUUCCACCAGGAAGCAGUCAGCGUGGUGGGAUGAAAGGAAUGGACUAUACAAAAAACAGUAAUCGCAGAGAUGAUUAUAAAGAUGAUAGUCUUUUAGGUCAUGGCCCCCAAAGAAGUCCAGGCAGACCAGGUUUUGAAGGUAAAGGUCUUCUUGGAGAAGGACCAGGUUAUUUUUAUGGUUCAUACAAUCAGAGAGGUGGCAUGUUUGAAGAAGGGUAUGAUUCUCACACAGAUUACGAAGAAGGAUCAUAUGGAAACUUUUACGAAUCUGAAAUGGGCCCAGGAGGACUUCUCGGCAUAUCUCCCGAUAUGAGUCAUCAUGUGAAUCGUGGAAGAGGCGGUGGCCAGUAUAGUAAUGUGCCACCACCCAGUGGAAUGUCAGGUAGCAGAGGUGGACGAGGUGGUGGAACUAGUCUUCUGGGAGCUCCACCAGGGAAUUUCCAAAUGAUGAACCAAUCGGCAAACUAUCAAGGUUAUGGAGGUGGAGGAGGUCAGGGUGGAAGAUUUAAUCAAAAUAAGCAUCAUGGUGGUGGUGGAGGUUACAACUCUUCAAAACAAGGAGGUGGAUAUAACAAUAGUCAGUGGCAAAGCCAAGUAUCUAGAGGAGGAGGAAAUAGCAGUUAUAACUCCAGAGGUGGUGGGAAUGGAUAUGGCUCACGUGGUGGUGGCGGGGGAGGUUACAACAGAGGAAACAAGAGGGGACGUGGUAGUGGAGGGAGCUAUUUUUCAUCAGGUUCUGGAUAUUAGAUACACUUUGCUCAGAUGUUGACAUGAAUGGGUUUAAUACAGCAAUGACUGAUUUUACAUGACCUGCUUGUGUACCUGCUGGAGAGUUUCAUUACUGUCAGACUGACUUUAAUUUUUGUAUGUUGAAUGUUUAUGCUGUAUGGCUAAACUAGGUGCCAAUGUGUAAGUUCUGAAGUUAAUUUGUUGUAUCAUCAUUUUCACUCCAUUUCAGUUACUGUACUUGUACAAAAUAAAAUUUUGGGGGUGGCAACAAAGCCUUGAUUUUAUUUCUUGAGAAUGUGUAACCACUUUCAUUUAUGAAUAUAAAAAUAUUUUCCAAAAAUUGAGAAUAUUAUUACUGUUGUUUUCCAAUUUUAUGGAAUGUAUUCAUUCACUUUUGUAUGAGACGAAGUAACAGAUUUUGUCUCUGAAAAUUAGUAUUACAUUGUGUACCAUCUUGAAAUAGUAUGGUGGUAGUACUUUUUAUACUGCCAGUCCUCUUUGUACACAGUUGUAAUGUAGGUUAUGAAAAAUUAGAAUCACUAAAGACUAUGAUAGGUGGUGCACAGUUCUCACAAUUAUGUAUGGAAAAUUGAGAAAAAAAAUAAUCACGAGUACAUGAUGCUAGUCUGGGAUCAUGUUAUAUACAACUAAGGAAUUAGGACAUGUAGGUUAUAGAAGUUAUUCUUUAUACAGAGCUGUGUAACAUAUCUUUUAUUAUUAAGACAAAAAGUCAGUUAAAGUAUCCAGCUCAGGCUGGUUCAUCAAAGUGAUUAGGUAUCAACUUUUGUUAUUAAAGUGACUGUUCAAGAUUGUUAUACUCUUAAUAUGCAGUUUCAAUCACAGAUUCGCACGCAUAUGUGUGUGGAUGCAUAUAGUUUGCAUAUGUAAUAUUGUGACCAAGUAUUUUAUGUUAAUAAAGUAUAAAAAAAGAAGGAAUAUUACUGGAGGCACAAAGCUUUCUUUGCAUUGUCCAUACAAAUGCCACUGUUGUAAGAAGAUUCAUGCACCAGUAACAUCAGCUUUGAUAAGUUUCUUUUUCUGUGUACCAGGUUUUUAAUGUACAUUAUUAUGUACAAAACUUUGUAAAUUAAAUGGUGUAUUCUUUC